UGAGAUAUCAACUACUUGGGCAAAUGUUGGAUACAGGAGCAAAACAUCUGACAGUCGCCGGCGAAAACUCUAGUUAAGAAACAUCGGCGUGUGCGACAGGAAAGCAAAACAUUAUUUUCUUUUUCAUCGCUGUAGUGCGUAUGUCUGAUUCCGCGAUGAAUCUUAUUAUCACCGAACUUUUGUGAAGUGAUUCCAACAAGACGGAGUCUUUCGCUUUUCUGACUGCAAAGGGGAUACAUUUCCAACAGCGCAAUGAAGAGCUGAGAUUGAAGUGAGAGUGCCUUGAACCAAAAUGUCCAAACCAAUGGAUCACGUAAAGCGCCCUAUGAAUGCAUUUAUGGUAUGGUCGAGGGCUCAGCGACGGAAAAUGGCUCAAGAGAACCCGAAAAUGCACAACUCCGAGAUCAGCAAGAGACUGGGAGCGGAGUGGAAACUUCUCACAGAGUCGGAGAAGAGGCCGUUCAUAGACGAGGCGAAACGGCUGAGAGCCAUGCACAUGAAGGAGCACCCUGACUACAAAUACAGACCCAGACGGAAGCCAAAGACACUGAUGAAAAAAGACAAGUUCGCCUUCCCGGUGCCCUAUAGUCUAGGAGAUCACGACGCGCUGAAAGCGAACGUUCUGCCUAGUGGAGCGCUCUCCGAGUCCUUAAUUGGGAAUCCAGACAAAGCGGCAGCGGCAGCCGCGGCCGCGGCAGCGCGAGUGUUCUUCAACCCGUCCGUGUCUACGAAUCCGUAUUCCUUUUUUGACCUAGGGUCGAAGAUGGCAGAAAUCUCCGCACCAUCGUUUCCAUACGCUUCACCGCUGGGGUACCCGAGUGGCGCGACAGCAUUCUCCGGAGCGGGAACUGUUGGGAGCGCCACACACACUCACACUCACUCCCACCCUUCCCCGGGCAACCCUGGCUACAUGAUCCCGUGUAACUGUACCGGCUGGCCCUCGGCAGGCGUCCAGCCACCUUUGGCUUAUAUUCUUCUGCCGGGAAUGGGUAAACCUCCGCUUGAACCUUACCCUGCCUACGCAGCGGCGUUAUGAUACUUUGGACUGAACCAAAGUUUUAAUAUGUAAAGACAAUAAGUGCUAGAGUUUUCUUAAAUGCAUGCACAAAUCUUUACAUGUGAUGCAACACACGUUGUCUCAGAUAUCACAUGUGUUCUGUACAUACAUUAAUGCCUUUAUAUAAGGUACACUUUUUUGUUUAGAGAACUCUAAAACAAUAUUUACAGACACAUCACUAAUCCCAGAGGGAUUAGUCCAGCUAAAAUGCUGACUCGCUUUGUUCAUUAUCAUAUUGAUUUUGAACAGGAGGGAGUCUUAAAUUAGUAUGUCCUUAACUAUGUGAACACCAAUAUUAGAAGGCACCAUUUUCUUUCUGAACCUGUUGCAAUAGCACCUGCUGGAUAGACCUAUUAAGGUCAACAGUGUCACUGAACAACAUGUGGCAUAUAUUGGGUGAAAAAAAUAUCUAUGUCUUCACAGGUCAUACAAAUCUGUUCAGUUGUUCUGGGCAAUUGUUAGUGAACGAUUUAUGAUAAUCCCAUGUACCCUGGAUAUUUUAGUUUUUGACAAAUUGCUUAGCUUUCACCUUCAACGAACUUGAUGUCGAUCAUCCGUUUUUCGGACUGAGUUUCUGAAAACGCGUUUAUGUGUAAAGAUGAAUGACAUUGAUGGUUUAACCUGGAAUUAACUGGGCUGUCUUACUAGGAACCAGUGUAUAUUUCGAGUUUUUAAAAUGCUGUUUUAUAUAUGUGUGUCAUAUUUAUUGUUUAGUGCAAGCAUCUUGGUGACUCGAUUAUUUAGAGGACCACAUUUGUCCUUUAACAUUUGCACAAUAAACUUGAAGUGCUUAUAGGAUGUAAUAUUUAAUAUUUACUUUCAAGGAAACACACUCUAUUCCACGAUCAAGUCUCUUCUCUAUGUGCGUAGGCCUUCAUUCAACACGGAGGCGUAAAAAUGCAGAUUACUGCCGGGAAUUGUACUAUAUGAUGCUCAUUGGCGUUUAUGUGAUCAUUUUUACUAAUUCCUUAAGAAGUUGUAUGUUUUGUGUUUUAUUUAACAACACUUACUUUCAUGUAAAUUAGACAUAUAAAUGCUAUUCUGUUCAUUUGUUGAACAAGGUUUAUAAUAAAGUGUAUG
Megalops cyprinoides (Indo-Pacific tarpon) is the source of this 2137-nucleotide messenger RNA. RefSeq names its product SRY-box transcription factor 21a (gene sox21a). Bases 293 to 1036 code for a protein of 247 amino acids. The record is from RefSeq and is a predicted model, not a curated record. Gene Ontology annotation, biological process: anatomical structure morphogenesis; regulation of DNA-templated transcription; cell differentiation. Lineage: Eukaryota; Metazoa; Chordata; Actinopteri; Elopiformes; Megalopidae. The transcript is spliced from 2 exons. Gene Ontology annotation, molecular function: RNA polymerase II cis-regulatory region sequence-specific DNA binding; DNA-binding transcription factor activity, RNA polymerase II-specific.